Messenger RNA from Corythoichthys intestinalis (scribbled pipefish), 3323 nucleotides. Its product is annotated as chromobox protein homolog 1-like. The coding region runs from base 247 to 876 and encodes 209 amino acids. Gene Ontology annotation, biological process: chromatin organization; negative regulation of transcription by RNA polymerase II. Gene Ontology annotation, cellular component: nucleus; pericentric heterochromatin. NCBI's taxonomy places the organism in Eukaryota, Metazoa, Chordata, Actinopteri, Syngnathiformes, Syngnathidae. Gene Ontology annotation, molecular function: chromatin binding. The transcript has 5 exons. The record is from RefSeq and is a predicted model, not a curated record.
CUGUUGGCGGGUAGUCGGAGACGCGGUGAUUGCUGAAGCUGUGCUGCAGUAGCUAUUGUAUUAUUUAGCAUAUAGCCUUUGGUGGACAAAGAGCCCAAACACUAAUGAACAUUGAGUAUUAUUUUGCCACAAAUAUUAUUGCCCGAACACUUAUUAACUUAAAACAGAUCCGAAAUUAUCGUGGUUUCAUUGACCCUGCAAGAAGCUAACGCAAGAUUUCUAACGCGUUUGUCGUUGCACGUCGAGAUGGCAACCAUAGCAGCAAAGAAGGACAAUGCAGAGGAGGAGGAGCAGCAGCAGCAGCAGCAGCCAGUAGUUGUGGCCGAAACUCCAACGGCACCAACAGAAGCCACUGCACCACCACCAGAGGAGGAAGAAGAAGAAGAAUAUGUGGUGGAAAAGGUUUUGGAUCGUAGAAUUGUGAAGGGCAAAGUGGAGUUUCUGCUGAAAUGGAAGGGUUUCUCAAAUGAGGACAAUACAUGGGAGCCAGAAGACAAUUUGGACUGCCCUGACCUCAUUGCCGAAUUCAUGCGAAAGUACAAAGAGAAGGAAGACAAAAAGAAGGAGGGCAAAAGAAAAGGUGAUGCAGUAGGAUCAGAGGAGCGAGGGAGCAAGAGGAAGAAGGAUGAGGGUGAGAAAGUCCGAGGUUUUGGGAGAGGUCUACAGCCAGAAAGAAUUAUUGGUGCAACCGAUUCAAGUGGCGAGCUGAUGUUCCUGAUGAAAUGGAAGAACUCUGAUGAGGCAGAUCUUGUCCCAGCCAAAGAAGCCAAUGUCUCCUGUCCCCAGGUGGUCAUCUCUUUCUACGAGGAGCGCCUCACCUGGCACUCUUAUCCCACAGAGGAAGAGGAGAAGAAGGAAGAAGAGAAAAAGGACUAGAUAAGUGGACGAGGAAGAGGAGGUGCAGGGUUGAAAUGGAAUUCCAGUACAUACACAUGUAGAGCUUAGUUUACUGUAACAUACACUUAUAAAGUGGAAAGGGGGUUUGAGGAGAGGGUUAUGUUUCUUUGUGUGUGGGUGGUGGUGGGUGUAGGAUUUCCUGUGACGUGAGGAUGCAAACAUCAGUUAUAUCAAAUUUUUAAAAGUGUCAACCAUGAAUUUGUCUGAAACGAUUCUACUUUCUUGCCAUAAGUUAAGCCACAGUGGUUUUAUGUCUGUUUUGUUUUGUAGGUCUUACUCAAUAGUCCAUGUUGACUGGAGUCUAGCAAGCAAUUUGGUGUCUUUACUGAAAUAGUGAAAAUGUAAAAGGCAGACAGUGUUUUGCAAUAGCCGUGAAAGUUGAGCAAUUCAACAAAGCAAACAAUUAGGGGGCCCAAAUAAUUCUGUUUUCUCUAUUGCCACCUGCUACUCUGCCCUGUCCUUGUACGCCACAACUCGUCUUUAGCGAUUAUCUUUGUCAUUGACAAUUGUACAUUUAGCAAGCUAUUUGCGAUUACGUCUUCUAGACGAACUCUACUAUAUACGUCAGCCAGUACAGUAGUGGUACAAUCAUAUUUGUUGGAGAAGUUGCUUUUGCUUGCGCCAAGAUAUGCGACCGUAGUUGGUUCUUACACAAAAGGCUAUUUUAAACUAUUUCAUUGACCUGUUUUAAGAUAAAGUAUGCUUACAUAUUUCUUUAAGCAAAGUCCCAAACACUGAUAUUCAAUACACUGCAAAAAAUCAACUUGCCAAGAAUGUUCUAGUAAAAACAUCUUAACACACUUAAAAUAAGAUCAAAUCCUUCAAAAAGUAUCAGCUCAGUUAGAUAUAAAACUUAUUGUAAGACAGUUUUUACUGUUUGUUUUGUUACAAGCAAGAAACUUAUGAACAUGCCAGGGUUUUAUUUGCCAAACUGUUGUCGCAAAGGGCACAUUUGAAUUGAGGUGCAAGAGUUGUGUUACGUUCUCUCCCAUUAAUCUUAAAAUCAACACUUUGUCAGCCUCCUCAUUAAGUUUUAAGCUUAAUCUGCUUUUCCAAUGUAUUGUUCGCAAACAUUUGUGGCUAAACUCGUUCACUCCCAGACAUGUCAUACCAGUCUUUCGAUCACCACAGAACAUUGUCUUCUAUGGCUACAUGAGCACAGAAUUGAGAAAAGGCUAAAUUCUCAUCUUUCAUCAUUAAAAAAAUGGUUGUUUCUACUCUAUAGUAAUGAGUAUUGGAACAUCAUAAACAUCAUUGUUUCUACAUCGUUGGUCGUGAAUGAUAAUUGACAAGAGGGAUGACAUUGAUGGUUUUUAUGAGGCUUCAAGGUGCUGAAAUACUGCACCAAAUGACUUUAAAAUGAUAGCAGGCCAUAUUUCAGUUCCAACUCCGGCCUUUCAAUUGUUUCUCCAUGAGACUUAAAAGUUUGCCAUCAAAUGUCAUUUUACAAUUAAGGAAACUACUGAAACUUUGCAAAUGUCACUGUGUUGCGUGUUGAUCAAUUUGUGAAUUUGAUUUAGUUUUGCGCAGGUUUGCAUCAAUAUAUGAGCUGGAUAAACCUUUACGAAAAGUCAGUUAUGGCUAAUUCCUGACCGAAUUAUUAAAUAGAUUUUUUUGUAGGCCCCGCAUUUGAAGUGCCAUUUAUUUUUAAGCCAUUUCAGGAAAGACAAAUAACAGAAAAUGCAGUCAGAAAAAGCUAAACCAUUCAAUUCGAUGUCUGUGCUUUUUACCUAUUUAUAAAACAUUGUUAUUGCUAUAAUUCAUAGGGUUGGACACGCACUCGACCCAUCUUUCAUCAGUAAAGGAUUGCAAAAUAUAUGCGCAUUUAAAAGGUUUUCUAUAAUGUAGUACGAAUACCUCUACAAUUACCUGGCGACAUCAAUUUGAGUAAAAUGUACAAAAGUAUCGUGUAGAACAUGCCAUUGGGGCUUUAAGAAUUCAUUGACUUUUAAUACCCAAUCAAUGAGUUGAUGUUAGUUGCAGUUUUUAAAUGUACAAGGUUUAGAAUGAACUCAAACUAUUUACAGUAAAAGACAGAAGGUGGGUUCUGUGUUUUUGUUCUUGAAAGUUUUUUUUUUUUUUUUUGCAAAUCUAUGCUGUAAAUCAGUAUUAUUUCCAAACUGUCAAUUGUGAUUCAUUUUGUCCUGUUUUCUUUAUUCAUUCACUUAGUAUAGUUAAUAUGCAUGUACCUUGCAAUUUCACGAUUAUUGGCUGAUCCACUUUAAACUGUUGAACAAUAAAGUUUUUAAUUUUCUUAACUGUGUAUUUUGUGUUUUAUAUCUGCCACACUGCACAUCAAUGUACAGUGCUGGCCAAAAAUAUUGGCACCCCAGCAAUUCUGUCAGAUAAUGCUAAAUUUCUCCCAGAAAAUGAUUGCAAUUACAAAUGCUUUGGUAGUAAUAUCUUCAUUUAUUUUGCUUGCAAUG